This is a messenger RNA of Anopheles maculipalpis, 5617 nucleotides long. RefSeq names its product collagen alpha-5(IV) chain (gene vkg). Gene Ontology annotation, cellular component: collagen trimer. Bases 20 to 5473 code for a protein of 1817 amino acids. The record is from RefSeq and is a predicted model, not a curated record. The transcript has 7 exons. Lineage: Eukaryota; Metazoa; Arthropoda; Insecta; Diptera; Culicidae. Gene Ontology annotation, molecular function: extracellular matrix structural constituent.
GUAGCCGACACGGAGAGCCAUGUUGCGGCCAGCGGACCCCACGCUCCCGGGGGGUCUGGAAACUAAGGACACCGUCCACCGGAGGCGCCGAAGUUCCGUCCGCUCGGUGUCUUUGUGCGUGACACUUUUCCUGACCUGUUUGCUACAGCUUGUGCAACCAUCGACGGCAGCGGUCUGCAACCAAACAGUAUGUGACUGCAAAGGAUUGAAAGGUUAUCAGGGACAGAUGGGACCACACGGUGUACCUGGCCAGAGCGGUGAUCCCGGAGACUUUGGCCCUGAUGGUCCACCAGGACUGCGUGGUGAUGUGGGCAAUCGAGGAGAAAUCGGUACGAGCGGUCCGAAGGGUUAUCGAGGUGAUUCAGGCGAGCGUGGACCAAUGGGUGCACCAGGAUAUGCGGGACUUCCCGGUGAGCCCGGUUACCGUGGCCCUUUCGGUAUAGAUGGUUGCAACGGAACGGACGGUGCAAUGGGACCACCCGGCUAUCCUGGAAUUCCGGGUGAACGAGGCCCUCAGGGUCCGCCCGGUGCGCUCGGUCCUCGCGGUGACUCCGGUGAAGGUGGUAUAAACUCGAAAGGCACCAAAGGUGAUCGUGGAGUAGCCGGUGUGCCCGGUGUACCCGGUCUGCCAGGGUGGCAAGGUGGUCGAGGUGCUGAUGGAUUCGACGGCGAGACCGGUCCACCUGGAGACGAUGGGUUACCCGGACCGAAAGGCGAACGAGGUGAACAGAGCGAUGAUUUCUGCCCCGGAGAACCAGGAGACCCGGGUGAACCUUACCAUUAUUGGGGUGGCAAAAACGAAACGGUUAGCAGAGGCAUGCCAGGUCCGAAGGGAGAUCGUGGUUUAGAUGGAAUGCCGGGUAUGCCGGGCAUGAAGGGUGAUUCAGGCAUGCAGGGCGAGCGUGGUCAGAAAGGCUUCAAGGGUGAGGAGGGUAAGUUUGGUGAUCGUGGCAAACAGGGCAAGGAGGGUCCACCGGGUGCGCCGGGCGAAAAGGGAGAGAAAGGUGCUCCCGGUUAUGCUGGACUGGAUGGUAUGCCCGGCGACAAGGGACCGUCGGGAGAUGAUGGGCGGCCGGGACUGCCGGGAGUGCAGGGACCACCGGGACCGAAGGGUGAAUACCGACCCGAGCUCGCACCGAUCGUAAUUGGACCGCAAGGACCACAGGGCGAUAUUGGACCACCCGGCCGACCUGGUAACGUCGGUAUACCCGGCAACAAGGGUCUUCGUGGACCGAUGGGACCUCCCGGUCCACCAGGAGAUCCGGGACUUAAUGGACGCCAAGGUCCGAAAGGUAUCUCGCCUCCCGGGCAGCGUGGUGACGAUGGUGAGUCAGGUCAACCGGGAUUGGUAGGCGCUCGUGGUACACCGGGCAACGCCGGUCCGAAGGGUCAGGUUGGAUUCCCGGGCCGUAAUCUGCAGGGACCGAAAGGUGAACCAGGUACGAACGGAUUGAAUGGAGAUUUUGGUGAGAAGGGUGACCAGGGUGAUGCUGGUGAACCCGGCGACAAAGGUUUGCCUGGUAUCGGUGUUAACAUCACCGGACCACAGGGACCGGCCGGAUUUCCUGGCCGGGAUGGGCCACCUGGCGAUUUGGGCUUUAACGGUUACAACGGUCCGAAAGGUGACAAGGGUUUCCGCGGAGAGGAUUGUGGCACUUGCCCUCCCGGCCCGAAAGGCGUUAAGGGUGAGGAUGGUGAUAUUGGACGUCCUGGACUUGACGGGUACGAUGGUAAUCGUGGACUGCCUGGUCCACGCGGCUACCAGGGCACACCGGGAAAGCAAGGUCUAAGGGGUUUACUCGGUCGGAAAGGUGAACGUGGUGACUUUGGAGAACGUGGCGCACCGGGUGAACCGGGACGACCGGGUGUCAUUCGGCGAGCGAGAGAUUUUGUCGACCUGACACCCGAACUCGGCGACCGAGGAGAUAUGGGACAGCGGGGUGACCAGGGCGUGCCAGGAGAUUUGGGCGAUUAUGGCGCUGUUGGAUACCCGGGACGACCUGGUGAACCGGGCGAGUACGGUGACGAUGGUGAACCGGGACGCCCUGGACAGGAUGGGUUGCCGGGUAUAGAUGGUCGCGAUGGCAUGCCUGGUCGUAAUGCUUAUGUAAACGAGUACAAUAUCUGGUCAAUUCGUGGCACGCCUGGUAUAGUGGGUGACAAAGGUGCCAAAGGAGAGCGCGGUGACCAGGGCGAUCGUGGUGAGCCGGGUGCAAUGUCCGAGAUGACGUACAGCAUCGCGGGUGCAAAGGGUGUGAAAGGUGUACUGGGAGACCCCGGACCAAAGGGUGAAAAGGGCUACAAGGGUGAGAUGGGUUUGCACGGAUUGCGUGGCCUAGAUGGACCGGCCGGUUUACCGGGUCUCAGCAUUCAAGGACCGGAAGGAUACAAGGGCUACUACGGUGUGAUCGGAGAUCAUGGACCAGCUGGUAUGCCCGGCGACGAUGGACUACCCGGACCGGAUGGAAUACCUGGACUGCAGGGACUACGUGGUCAACGAGGUGACCCAGGUCGACCGAUACUAAUGGGCGAAAAGGGCGUGGAAGGCGAGGGCGGCUUUUACGGUGAGAUCGGAGAGAAAGGUUUCAAGGGACCGGAAGGCAUUCGCGGAAUAUCCGGUGAACCGGGAGUAAAAGGCGAGCGGGGCGAUCCAGGACCGUUCGGUGCACCUGGCCUACGUGGCAAUAAGGGUCAGAUGGGAGACAUCAUCUAUGGUGAUCGUGGAUUGCCAGGAUUGCCGGGACGCGAUGGUUUGCAGGCACCGUACGGCGAUAAGGGCGACCGGGGAGAACCAGGCAUGGAAGGGUUCCCCGGUCCGAAGGGCGAGCGAGGAGAGAUCGGCCGCGAUGGAUUGCCUGGACUGCCGGGAGACGAUGGAUUGCCGGGUGAGCGAGGUCUCCAGGGACGGAUGGGCGAUAUGGGCGAGGAGGGUGAACUAGGAGAGCGCGGUUUCCUUGGUGAUCAGGGACAUCCAGGCCUGACCGGUGCGCGUGGAAUGCCGGGAGUGCGAGGACCGAAAGGACCGACAGGUGAUCCGGGAGAUAUGGGAUUCCCUGGCCGUAAUGGAGUCCCUGGACGGAAAGGAGAGCGUGGUGAUUUCGGUGACGUGGGACCACGUGGCCGGAAGGGUAGUGCAUCGUUCAGCGGCAUGAAGGGAGAGAUGGGAGAGGCUGGAGUGAUGGGCCCGCCCGGAUACAACGCACGACCUGGAAUGAUGGGCCGAAAGGGUGAGGAAGGAGACGCCGGACAGGUGAUUGACGGUUACCAAGGAGUAAAGGGACAGAAGGGUGCACCAGGAUUCCCAGGCAUUCCUGGCCGACCGGGAGCGAAGGGUGAGCGUGGUGAUGUUGGUGUGUUUGGACCGAAGGGAAUUUCCGGGGAUAAGGGACGCGAUGGAUAUCCGGGCAUUGCUGGGCGGCCGGGACGUCCGGGACCUCGCGGACCGGUCGGUCUACGGGGUGAACAAGGAUCGCGCGGUGAAACAGGAGAACCAGGCGACGAUGGUCCACAGGGAUUCGUCGGGCUGAAGGGUAUGCGCGGAGAUGUUGGUCUGGUAGGUCCUACCGGAUUGCCAGGACUUGAAGGUGAUCCUGGUUUGCCCGGAAUACCAGGUAACGUGUUGCAGCGCUCGGCACAGCAAGGUGACCAAGGAGACCCCGCACCGGAAGGCCUGGAAGGUGAUGAAGGACCUCCCGGCCUUAAGGGACAACGAGGCUACCCGGGCCGUAAAGGUGAUCAGGGAUUACCAGGAUUUGUCGGCGAGGUUGGCCGGGAAGGAAACGACGGACCGAAGGGUCAGCGCGGAGAUCCAGGUAUGAAGGGACUGCCCGGCGAGCUAGUGUCUCGGCCCGAACGCGGCGAUCAGGGAGAAGCUGGUUACGAUGGACUGACGGGACGUCCGGGACUUCCGGGUAACAAGGGAGCACCAGGCGAAUAUGGUGCCUAUGGACGAGCGGGUCCGCAAGGUCAGCCAGGCUUCGUAAAUGGUGCGUUGAAGGGAAGAAAGGGUGAGAUUGGUUUCGAAGGAGCACCAGGACAGGAUGGAUUGCCUGGAUUGCCAGGAUUAGACGGUGUGAUGGGACCUCCCGGACCGCGAGGAAUGGCCGGUAGUAUCGGUCCGAUUAUGCCUGGUUUCCGGGGUGAUAUUGGUGAUGACGGUCUGCCAGGAUUGGAAGGUAUGCCCGGUCCACCAGGCUUCCCGGGCGAUCGAGGAUUACCGGGACUGCCUGGGUUGAGUGGCCUGUCCGGACCUAAGGGACAGCAGGGAGAGGAAGGACUGGAAGGUUACCACGGUUUGGUUGGGCUGAAGGGUAUGAAGGGAGAGGUGGGCGAUCUGCCUCCACUCUCGAACUGGCGUCCAACGCAACCCGGUGAUCGAGGUACUCCCGGUGUACGCGGUGAACCAGGCGACGAAGGAGACAUUGGACCGCCAGGCUACCCAGGAAUGCGUGGUCCGAAGGGUUUGCAAGGGUUGCAAGGAGAGGAGGGCGCAACUGGCGAGGUUGGCCUCAAGGGUGAGCAAGGUAUUGCUGGCCCACCGGGACGUAACGGUAUCGAAGGUCUGCCGGGAUUGCCAGGUAUGCCGGGCGAUCCGGCCGCACCUCCACCACCGCCAAAGAACUUGGGAUACCUCUUUGCCCGUCACUCGCAGAAGGUCACCAUCCCCGAGUGUCCUAUCAAUACGUACAAGCUGUGGGACGGUUACUCGCUGGUAAACGUCAUCGCUAGCAGCCGCUCCAUGGGACAGGACCUUGGUACUGCCGGCUCGUGUCUGCGGCGGUUCAGCACAAUGCCGUUCAUGUUCUGUGAUAUUAACAACGUGUGCAAUUACGCUUCGAAUAAUGACGAUACGAUAUGGUUGGCCACACCCGAACCGAUGCCAAUGUCGAUGGCACCGAUACCGGCGGACCAGGUCGAACGGUACAUCUCGCGUUGCAGCGUUUGUGAGUCUAACACGCGCGUGAUGGCACUGCACAGCCAAUCGAUGUCCAUUCCGGACUGUCCCGAAGGAUGGGAAGAGUUAUGGCUCGGAUACAGUUAUGCAAUGCACACAUCGGACAACUCGGGAGGUUUCGGGCAGGACUUUGUGUCGCCCGGAUCGUGCAUGGAAGAGUUCCGACCACAACCGGUCAUCGAGUGCCACGGACAUGGUACCUGCAACUUCUACGACGGCAUUUCCUCCUUCUGGUUGACGAUCAUCGAAGAUGACAUGCAGUUCAACAGGCCGCAGCAGAUGACACUCAAAGCACAUCAGACCAGCAAAGUUAGUCGAUGCAUCGUAUGUCGUCGAAAGGCCGGCAUUAUGCGGGCACUGCACGGUGGCAGUUCGAUAACUGCGUCGGCUCUGCGCAGACCAGAGACGGCCACGGUGACGCGCCCUCUGUAUCCGCCGGCUCCACUGCCACCAGCGGUUCCCAGGAGACGAGUGUCACCUGGCAGACAGCGCAACCGCAACCGCAACUACCAGGGCUAGUGAGGUGAAGGGCUAGCAGAGUAGGAAACGUUUGAUCGCUUUCCGGAUGUGCAAGCGAGUGUAUGUGCCAUUAGCGUUCGCUGAAUUUACGCAACAGGGUUAGAUUGUCAUUAAUAAGUUUCCUCCAUCUUUUUUCGCGUUACA